AUGUCAAGCAAGACAAGUGACCAAUCAGCAUACACGGUUUCCUUCCUUAAGACUGAUAACACCAGAAAAAACAAUGCCACUACCGACAAUAACAACGGCAACAGUAACAACAACAACAACAACGGCAACAAUGCAUCCGCAGAGACUGAAAAAGACGCUAAUAAGGAGAACAUACCUGGUUUAGAGGGGGAAAUCACAGCAUUCCGAAUUUUCAAGAAGAAGAGCACGUCAAGCUCAAAGACAUCACAUACUAGUAGUAACUUUAUAAAAAAGACUAUAUUCAAAAGGGACCUCUUGAAGCAGGAUUCGAAGAGAAAACUACAGCUGCAGCAGAGGUUUGCAUCACCGACUGAUAGACUAGUAUCACCAUGCUCGCUUAAGUUGAAUGAGCAUAAAGUGAAAAUGUUCGGAAAGAAACAGAAAGUCAACCCGAUGAAACUUAACUUCAAGGGUCAUCUCGAGGCCGAUUCGGAAGAUGUAGAAAUUGACGAAGAUGAGGAGUUCUUCUACUAG
Saccharomyces eubayanus is the source of this 513-nucleotide messenger RNA. RefSeq names its product Spo12p (gene SPO12). The record is from RefSeq and is a predicted model, not a curated record. The transcript has a single exon. NCBI's taxonomy places the organism in Eukaryota, Fungi, Ascomycota, Saccharomycetes, Saccharomycetales, Saccharomycetaceae. The coding region runs from base 1 to 513 and encodes 170 amino acids.